GUCACAUGAUGUCUGACACCGUCGGUCCAGAAGUCGAGGCCGAGUCUCUCGAUGAUGAGGGGAUGCAAUCAUAUACAAUGAUCGUGAGGUGCCCACCUGACUACAUUUUCAUCGAUGGAACCUGUCUGAAAUUGUCCAACGAAACUAGUAAUUACACCGAAGCCUCAGACGCAUGUCUCAGUGAUGGAGCAGUGCUGGCUCAGAUGACGCCUAUCACAGUAUUUCACGAAAUAGUCAGGCGCAUGUUCAAUAAUGGCACCUCACCAGAAGGAUUCUUCUGGGUUGGCUCUACUGACACUGAGGAGGAAGGCACCUGGAGAUGGAAUGAUGGUACCCCGAUAAGUCCGUGGCUAACGGGAGAUCCCAAUGACCUCGGUGGGGAUGAGGACUGCCUCAGCCUCUACGUGUGGGCUGCAACUGGGGCCUUUUUCGUCGACUACGUUUGCAGAAACGACGGACGCUAUCUCUGCCAAACACAGCCACUUGGUUCUAACGCUUGCUAAAUCAGAUGACGGCUGUAUUCAUGGACAUGGAUCCACUGACAGAUAUUUUAAGUUGAACAAUAAUGACUUCACUUGGUCUCAGUAAUUGUGCAAGAAGUGGGAAUCCUUCGUCUCAUUCGAUUUAUUUCCGUAGCUACACUCACCUUGUCCUGAUUGGUGUCAAGAUGUUACAAUUUGACAAAUAUACAUUCUGACCACUGAGGUUUGCCAACAAUUUCAGA
Molecule: messenger RNA, 724 nt
Organism: Haliotis rubra (blacklip abalone)
Lineage: Eukaryota; Metazoa; Mollusca; Gastropoda; Lepetellida; Haliotidae
Product: C-type lectin domain family 4 member M-like
Exons: 3
Coding region: 6-503 (165 amino acids)
Source: RefSeq, a predicted model, not a curated record